Molecule: messenger RNA, 4442 nt
Organism: Myotis brandtii (Brandt's bat)
Lineage: Eukaryota; Metazoa; Chordata; Mammalia; Chiroptera; Vespertilionidae
Gene: TRIM37
Product: tripartite motif containing 37
Exons: 25
Coding region: 120-3317 (1065 amino acids)
Biological process (GO): protein autoubiquitination; negative regulation of centriole replication
Cellular component (GO): peroxisome; aggresome
Molecular function (GO): zinc ion binding; ubiquitin protein ligase binding; ubiquitin protein ligase activity
Source: RefSeq, a predicted model, not a curated record
UGAGGUGGGCGCGGGGUUGUUCGCCGCGGCAGUUUGAACUGGCGACCUCGGGCCGGCGCCUAAGAGGUCAGACCACGGACUCCGCGGGUCGCUGUAGGCCCCGCCGCGAGUCCGAGGCAAUGGAUGAACAGAGUGUAGAGAGCAUUGCUGAGGUUUUUCGAUGUUUCAUCUGUAUGGAGAAAUUGCGGGAUGCACGCCUGUGUCCUCAUUGCUCCAAGCUUUGUUGUUUCAGCUGUAUCAGGCGCUGGCUGACAGAGCAGAGAGCUCAAUGUCCUCAUUGCCGCGCUCCACUCCAGAUACGAGAACUAGUAAACUGUCGUUGGGCAGAAGAAGUAACACAGCAGCUUGAUACUCUUCAACUCUGUAGUCUCACCAAACAUGAAGAAAAUGAAAAGGACAAAUGUGAAAAUCAUCAUGAAAAACUUAGUGUAUUUUGCUGGACCUGUAAGAAGUGUAUCUGCCAUCAGUGUGCACUUUGGGGAGGAAUGCACGGUGGACAUACCUUUAAACCUUUGGCGGAAAUUUACGAGCAGCAUGUUACUAAAGUGAAUGAAGAGGUAGCUAAACUUCGUCGGCGUCUCAUGGAACUAAUCAGCUUAGUUCAAGAAGUGGAAAGAAAUGUAGAAGCUGUAAGAAAUGCAAAAGAUGAGCGUGUUCGGGAAAUUAGGAAUGCAGUGGAGAUGAUGAUUGCACGGCUAGACACACAGCUGAAGAAUAAGCUUAUAACACUGAUGGGUCAGAAGACUUCUCUAACACAAGAAACAGAGCUUUUGGAAUCCUUACUUCAGGAGGUAGAGCACCAGUUACGAUCUUGUAGUAAGAGUGAGUUGAUAUCUAAGAGCUCAGAGAUCCUCAUGAUGUUUCAGCAAGUUCAUCGCAAGCCCAUGGCAUCCUUUGUUACCACUCCUGUUCCACCAGAUUUUACCAGUGAAUUAGUACCAUCUUAUGAUUCAGCUACUUUUGUUUUAGAGAAUUUCAGCACUUUACGCCAGAGAGCAGAUCCUGUUUACAGUCCACCUCUUCAAGUUUCAGGACUUUGUUGGAGAUUAAAAGUUUACCCAGAUGGAAAUGGAGUUGUUCGUGGUUACUACUUAUCUGUGUUUCUGGAACUCUCAGCUGGCUUGCCUGAAACUUCCAAAUAUGAAUAUCGUGUAGAAAUGGUUCAUCAGUCCUGCAAUGAUCCUACGAAAAACAUCAUUCGAGAGUUUGCAUCUGACUUUGAAGUUGGAGAAUGCUGGGGUUAUAAUAGAUUUUUCCGUUUGGACUUACUUGCAAAUGAAGGAUACUUGAAUCGACAAAAUGAUACAGUAAUUUUAAGGUUUCAGGUUCGUUCACCAACUUUCUUUCAAAAAUGCCGGGACCAGCAUUGGUAUAUUACUCAGUUGGAGGCUGCACAGACUAGCUAUAUCCAACAAAUAAAUAACCUUAAAGAGAGACUUACUAUUGAGUUAUCUCGAACUCAGAAAUCAAGAGAUUUGUCACCACCAGCUAAUCAUCUUAGCCCCCAAAAUGAUGACAGUCCUGAGACACGAUCUAAGAAGUCUGGGUCUUGUGCUGACAUGCUUCUCCAGGAUGGUCCUAUUUCAGCUUCUGUAAGAGAGGCCAAAGAGGAUGAAGAUGAGGAGAAGAUUCAAAAUGAGGAUUAUCAUCAUGAGCUUUCAGAUGGGGAUCUGGAUCUGGAUCUUGUUGGUGAAGAUGAAGUAAACCACCUCGAUGGUAGCAGUUCCUCUGCCAGUUCCACAGCAACAAGUAACACAGAGGAAAACGACAUUGAUGAAGAAACUAUGUCUGGAGAAAAUGAUGUGGAAUACAACAACAUGGAAUUGGAAGAGGGAGAACUGAUGGAAGAUUCAGCUGCUGCAGGACCUCCGGGUGGUAACCAUGGCUAUGUUGGUGCCAGUAGUAGAAUGUCAAGAAGAACACACUUAUGUUCUGCUACUACAAGUAAUUUAUUAGACAUUGAUCCUUUCAUUUUAAUGCAUUUGUUGGACCUUAAGGGCCGGAACAGUAUGGAAAAUUUGUGGGGCUUACAACCUCGCCCACCUGCUUCACUGUUGCAGCCCACAGUUUCAUAUUGUCGAAAAGAUAAAGAUCAAAGGAAACAGCAGGCAAUGUGGCGAGUUCCCUCUGACUUAAAGAUGCUAAAAAGACUGAAAACUCAAAUGGCUGAAGUUCGAUGUAUGAAGACUGAUGUAAAGAAUCCACUUUCAGAAAUAAAAAGCAGCAAUGCUCCUUCUGGAGACAUGCAGACAAGCCUUUUUUCUGCUGACCAGGCAGCUCUGGCUGCAUGUGGAACUGAAAACUCUGGCAGAUUACAGGAUUUGGGAAUGGAGCUCUUGGCAAAGUCAUCAGUUGCCAGUUGCUACAUACGAAACUUUUCAUAUUGUCGAAAAGAUAAAGAUCAAAGGAAACAGCAGGCAAUGUGGCGAGUUCCCUCUGACUUAAAGAUGCUAAAAAGACUGAAAACUCAAAUGGCUGAAGUUCGAUGUAUGAAGACUGAUGUAAAGAAUCCACUUUCAGAAAUAAAAAGCAGCAAUGCUCCUUCUGGAGACAUGCAGACAAGCCUUUUUUCUGCUGACCAGGCAGCUCUGGCUGCAUGUGGAACUGAAAACUCUGGCAGAUUACAGGAUUUGGGAAUGGAGCUCUUGGCAAAGUCAUCAGUUGCCAGUUGCUACAUACGAAACUCCACAAAUAAGAAGAGUAAUUCACCCAAGCCAGCUCGGUCCAGUAUAGCAGGUAGUCUAUCACUUCGAAGAGCAGUAGACCCUGGGGAAAAUAGCUAUUCAAGGGGAGACUGUCAACCUCUGUCUGAAGUUUCCCCAGGAAGCUCUCAGUCUGGGAGCAGGCACAGUUCUCCCCGAGCCUUGACACAUGGCAGUUUCGGUGAUAUUCUGCCGAAAUCUGAAGACCUGCAGAGUCAGGCUUUGGAUUCAAAUGCUAUUGUGGUUGCAGUUAUCAAUGGCUUACCUGCUGUUGAGAAAAGGAGGAAGAUGGUCACCUUGGGGGCUAAUGUUAAAGGAGGUCGUCUGGAAGGAAUGCAAAUGACUGACUUGGAAAAUAAUUCUGAAACUGGGGAAUUACAGGCUAUACUGCCUGAAGGAGCUUCAGCUGCCCCUGAGGAAGGAAUGAGUAGCGACAGUGAUGUGGAAUGUGACACCGAGAAUGAGGAGCAGGAAGAGCACACCAGCCUGGGCGGAUUCAACGACGCUUUCACAGCACAGCCCCCAGAUGAAGAUACGCAUUCCAGUUUUCCUGAUGGUGAACAAAUAGGCCUUGAAGAUCUCAGCUUCAAUACUGAAGACAACAGUGGAAGGUAAUUUUUAAACCAAGAGAACUGACUUGCAAGCUAUCUUGACCCUGAAAUAUGCUGUAGUUGGUGCUCAAAUUGUCAUCUGUCAGAUCUUGUCUAAUUUUUUUUCAUCAUAUCUACCUGAAAUGAUAAUUAUGAAACUUUAGAAAGUAGCACAAUUCUAGUAGAAGACUUUAGUACACAGGAAAAAAAGUGUGGGAAGAAUUCUGUGUGAUGUAGUAAAUAAACAUGUAGUCCUUAAUUAAUUUAGUAAAGUAGUAUAUUCUUAAAGAGCAGUUUGUCGACUACAAUAGAAGGGCAAGUAACUGCCGAAAAAUGUCCCCAGAGACGUGCAUGCGCUCAGUGAUGCUCGCCACCGGUGCUGUCCUGUUUUUGGCUAGAUGCUCAGUUGUGUUUAAGUGACUGGCUUUUGGGUUUUAAUCAGUGUAUAGUUUCAUUAGUGCCUGUAGAUUAGUGAACAGAAAAAUUACUUAUGUGUAGAUUCUGUCCCGUAGAUACUUUAUUAUGUGAAUGACUGAAGUAACACUACACUAACUAAAGUUAACUUAUUUAUCUUUUCGUGUGUUUUUUCAAGUGCAGGCACACUGAUCAAUGGCUCAUAAUCUUUCUAUUGUGUGACUUUUACAAGUGUAUUUUUACUAGUAAAUAAGUUAAUGUGGAUUGGUUAUAUUCCUGGUUACAUGAACGUGUAUAAGAUCAUUUAAAGUAUCUCAUUUUUUCUGCCUCUAAAGUACAAGUAUUUAAUGUCCUCUUUUUCUCCUUUAUUUCAUUAGUUGGACAUUGAUUUCAGUGUCAGGGACAUUUAAAGAAAUACAAAUUGCAGGUUUACAUGAAACUGUGGUAUAGGUUUCUUUCAUACUUGCAAUGAGCCCAAAGUAGUUGCCAAACUUUUGCCAUUGUGCUCCUGCAUUUGUGUUUGAGCUGCUAGACUGUUGGUGAAAAUUACACUGAAAGUUGACUGAGACUAUUGAAAAAGCAUGAAUAUAUAUAUGUGAGAGGCAUCUCAUCUGCUUAUAUUUUACUUAAUACUCACUUUUCCAUGUCUAAUGUGUUGCCGGUUGCUAUGAUUCAUGGUUUGCUUUUGUUCAAAACAGUUUGCUCUUUUUGUUAAUAAAAUGAACUUGAGAAAAUA